GCUUCACGGAUAGCGAGAGAGGAGGAACAGGGAGUGAGAGAGUGAGAGAGACCUGUACCGCAUUACACGAAAUAACGAGCACAAGCACACACUUUCACACAUGCUACUGCAGAGCUGACACACACAGCGGAGAAAAGAGAGGGAACAGCGAAAUAUCUGCGGUCACGCCACAGGCACUCAGGUCAGAGCCGUAUCAGGAGCCAACCAGGAGUUGUGACAGGAGAGGAGAUCCAAUCAGAGGAGAGAAAUGUUGGUGCAGGGCGGGCCUUGGGUCCUGUCUGUCAUGUCGUUGCUCCUGCUGCUGUGGCAAGAAAUGUCUGCUAUCGAGGUUCCUCUUGAUCAAAAGAUCCAGCAGGAUUUGAAGCAGCCUCCCACCAUAAUGAAACAGUCAUUGAAGGACUACAUUGUUGAUCCCAGAGAUAACAUCAUCAUUGAAUGUGAGGCCAAGGGGAACCCCGUGCCAACGUUCUCAUGGCGACGGAACGGGAAGUUCUUCAACGUGGGGAAGGAUCCACGGGUGACGAUGCGGAAGCGCUCGGGAACGCUGGAGAUUAGCUUCCGGAGCGGAGGGAGGCCAGAGGACUACGAGGGGGAAUACCAGUGUUUCGCCUCUAAUGACUUUGGAACGGCGCUGACCAACAAGAUCCUACUACGAGUGUCCAAGUCCCCUCUGUGGCCCAAGGAGGUGUUGGAGCCAGUAGUAGUGGGUGAGGGUUCUUCCCUGGUCUUGGCCUGUAACCCUCCUCCAGGCCUGCCCCCUCCACACACCUUCUGGAUGAACAGCGCCAUGAUGUCUAUAACCCAAGAUAGGCGUGUGUCCAUGGGUCUGAAUGGAGAUCUGUAUUUCUCUAAUGUUCUGGCUAAAGACUCGCACACAGACUACAGCUGCAACGCCCGCUUCCUCUUCACACACACCAUCCAGCAGAAGAACCCCUUCACACUCAAAGUGCAGACCAGUCGUAAGGUAGCAGAGACUCCCCCUAACUUCCUCUCCCCUACGGGGACUGACAGCUCAAGGAUGAUGGUGCUGAGAGGACAAAAACUACAGCUGGAGUGUAUCGCUGCUGGAGUUCCCACCCCCAGUAUAAAGUGGUUUAAGAAGGGAGGAGACCUGAACCAGAAGGUGAAGCUAGACAACUUCAAUAAGACUCUGCGUAUUGACAGCGUGUCAGAGGAGGACGCAGGGGAGUACAUGUGUAUGGCCAACAAUCAGAUAGGAAGCAUCCGACACUCCAUCUUCGUCCAGGUUAAAGCGGCUCCCUAUUGGCUGGACAAGCCGUUCAACCUGGUGUUAGCACCGGAUGAGAGCAGUCGCCUGGUGUGUCGGGCCAAUGGGAACCCCAAACCACUCAUCCAGUGGCUGGUCAACGGAGAGCCUAUGGAGAGAAAUAGCUCCCUGCCCAACACCAGAAGAUCGGUGGUAGGUGACACCAUCAUCUUUCACUCUGUUCAGAUCGGCAGCAGCGCUGUGUACCAAUGUAACGCCUCCAAUCACCAUGGUUACCUGCUGGCCAACGCUUUCGUCAGCAUAUUGGACAUGGCUCCCAGGAUGCUUGGUGCUAAGAACCAGCUAAUAAAGGUGAUAGAGAACAACAGAACCUUCCUGGACUGUCCCUUCUUUGGCUCGCCACUUCCUGAGCUACGUUGGUUUAAGAAUGGUCAGGGCAGUGGUCUGGACGGUGGUCAAUACCGGGUCUACAUCAACGGGAGCCUAGAGAUCAAGCGUGCGCGGGUUGAGGACCAGGGUACAUACACCUGUGUGGCCAGCAACAUCCUGGGCAAGGAGGAGAACCAGGUCCGACUGGAGGUCAAAGAGCCGACCCGUAUCGUCAGGGCUCCAGAGCACCAGUCAGCAAUUAGAGGCACCAUGGCUCGUUUUGACUGCCGGGUCAAAUCAGACCUCACCCUGCCCAUCACUGUUACCUGGCUGAAGGAUGACAAGCCUCUCUCUCUGGGAUGGAGGUUAAAGAAGGAUGAGGAUUCCCUGUCCAUCCCUAAUGUCCACGAGCAGGAUGAGGGAACAUACACCUGUACUGUUAAAUCAGAGAUCGACCAAGACACUGCCUCAGCACGUCUUACUGUGAUAGAGGACACCUCCCUGUAUCCCACACAGUCUAGUGCCUUGCCUGCUGACUAUCCUGACCCUCCCAUGGACCUGGAGGUGUCUGACCCAGACAAACGCAGCAUACGACUGACCUGGAUACCUGGAGAUGAACACAACAGCCCUGUCACAGAGUUCCUUGUUCAGUUUGAGGAGGACCGUUGGGAACCUGGUCAAUGGCAGAACCUGUCUAGUUACCCCAGAGACCUCAACUCUGUCAUCCUGCAGCUCUCUCCCUUCGUCAACUACCAGUUCAGAGUUAUCGCUAUCAACUCUGUGGGCAAGAGCCGGCCCAGCCGCCCCUCGCAAAGAUAUCAGACCAGCGGAGCCUCUCCUGAUGCUAUCCCUAGUGGCCUGAAAGGCUGGGGCACCAAGAACACAAACAUGGAGAUCAGCUGGGAGCCCUUGUUGAACACAGAGCAAAACGGCCCUAACCUGCACUACUCGGUGUGGUGGAGGCGUAAGGAUACGGGGGAGGAAUGGAACAACGUGACUACGGUGGGGGCGAAGCACAUUGUCCACGACACAGAGACCUACGUUCCCUAUGAGAUCAAACUGCAGGCCAGGAAUGACUUCGGACCAGGACCUGAGUCCAACAUCAUCAUAGGAUAUUCUGGGGAGGACAAGCCUACAGCCCCUCCUACAGACCUGCAUGUGUCAAAUAUUGACAGCACCAAGGUCAACGUCCACUGGACCCCGGUAGACCCCAACACUGUCCUGGGAGAGUUCAAGGAGUACAGGCUGUACUACUGGCGUGAGGGCAGCAUGGUGAAGGGUCUGCAUGUGAAUAAAGAGAAGAAGACUAAAGGGUUCUACAGUACCGUGGCCCAGCCUACUGGCAUAUUGACAGACCUACAGCCAUACAGCCACUACCGCAUGUUUAUGGUGGUCGCCAACAGUCGUUACGAUGGGCCGCCGAGCAACCAUGUGGAUUUCCAUACUAAGGAAGGAGUGCCAGAUCUUCCUCAGUUCUUUAAGAUCGUCCAGAGGAGUCCAGAGUCUAUCCACCUUGAGUGGGACAAACCCCUGGAGCCUAACGGCAUUCUGACUGGAUACACACUCAACUAUCAAGCAGUGAACGGGUCACGUGUGGGCCACAUGCAGAUGGAGAGUUUCCUCCCUAACGUGACAGCCUACAGACUCCGCUUGCCAGACCAAGCUAUUCGCUACAGGUUCUACCUGGCGGCCCACACACAGGUGGGAGCAGGGAAGAUCUACACUGGGGAGUCUCCACAUUUCACCAAUGAAGAAUACUUUUUCAGCUCAGGUACUGACCACUCAGGUGCAGUCGAGCCUACAGACGUCUCCAUGUCUACAACUGUCCCACCUCCUCUUCCUCCCACUACUACCGCUGCUACUACAACCAUUAGUACUACUACCACUACUACUACUACUACUACUCCUACUACUACCGCAACUGUUACUGCUUCUACUACCGCUACCACUCCUGUGUUGGUCACCAGCACCAAGCAAGCAGAUACAAAUGUGUUGGGCAUGGCUCCUGGGAGGGUGAUCUGGAACUUGACGGUGAAGCCUAACAGUAACUACGCUAACGUCAGCUGGAACCACAACUUCCCAAUCGGCAGCAGCGAGUUCCAGCUAGAGUUCACACUGGACGGCAAUGGCAGUGUGUCAAGCGUACCAGUGAACCAGCCGCCCAUUAAGCUGGCGGGGCUGAUCGAAGGGGCCAAGUACCGCCUGAGGGUGUACUCCAACGAAUACCACAGCAUCUCCAGCAAUGUUGUCACCUUUGAGACCAGCGCAGCCUACAUUAAAGACCAGGUGGACAUUGCUACCCAGGGCUGGUUUAUCGGGCUGAUGUGUGCCAUCGCUCUCAUCAUCCUCAUCCUCCUCAUCGUCUGCUUCAUCAAGAGGAGUCGCGGAGGCAAAUAUCCAGUACGAGAUAAAAAAGAUCUCCCUCUGGAGGGAAUGGAUCAGAAGGGAGAGGAUGGAUCAUUUGACUACCACAGCGACGAGGACAACAAGCCUCUGCAGGGCAGCCAGAACUCUCUGGACGGCGGGGUGAAGGAGAGUGACGACAGCCUGGUGGACUAUGGCGAGGGAGGGGAUGGCCAGUUCAACGAGGACGGCUCCUUCAUCGGCCAGUACACUGUCAAAAAGGACAAGGACGAGACGGAAGGCAACGAGAGUUCCGAGGCCACCUCACCCGUCAACGCCAUCUACUCGCUGGCAUAGUCCCCCUGCCCGGCCUGGCCUGGGGAUCUGAGGAACUCCCCCUGGCGGUCGGAGGGUGAUAUUACCACCACUACUACUACUACACACACACAUACGCGAACACACACACAUAUGAAUAUAAGUGUAUUAAUAUAUAAAACACAUAUACACAUGUAAACACACGCAGCACCUGCCUGGAGACUGUUUGACCUCUUAAACCGGAGGGAGAAACCAUUCCUCUGAGAAUUAAGGGGGUGUGAAUGGAAUGGAGUUGAAGUUACUGUGAGCCAAGCCAUGACGUUCGGCUAUUGACGUUCUAUAGAAAUGGCUUGCCAAGGUGAAGUUUGGUAAUCUUCAACAGUACCAGUAUCUCUAUGCUCCUCCUUCUGCCCCUCACACAGACUGAGUGUGCCUAACGGGCAAGCUUCAGUUGUAGAGGACUAGGAGGAAACGCCAAGGUUUUCAACCAUUUUGUGUGCCUCUAGAGCUUUCUUUGUUUUCAACGUACUCAGCUUUCCCCCCAAACCCCUCUCUUUCUCCCCACACACAUCCUCACGCCCCCCUGUGUCUUUACCGAGCGUCCCUAGGGAAGGCGACACAGACACUCGUCCUGUGAGCAUAUCAGCUACGGACCACCAACAUAGCAGGAUGUUGGCAGAUAUGUUUAUCACAUUGAUAUUUUCACAGAGAGAGAUGGUUUUUUGUUCUCAAUUGAUACAGCAGAUGAGUCAUUUGAAUAUAUGAAUGCUGUAAACAGUGCUAGCUCACCUUCUAGUUCACUGCAAAACUAUGCAUUACCAACACCUCAUGUUUUUGGGUAAGGUCUGGUUAUUAAUUAAAUUGUUUAUUUUUCAGUGUUGACUCACAGGUUUAAAGAAGAAUAACCUGCUUAAUGAAAUUAUAUUGUUCCCUUGCCUUCCCGCUGUCGUAAAUGUACCUAUGAUUCACCUCCAAACUCAAGUCGUGUGGAGAUAUUAAAAACGGCCACAGUUAUAGCAAUGCUAUUCCUGCCUCAAGCUUUUUUUAUAUAGUACAAGCCACUACAAUGUCAGUUAUAAAUGACAUUAAAAAAUAUAUUUUAUUUUCAAGCAUGGUAGUACAUUAGUGCACGAGACCUAGGACAAGUAGCUUGGAGAGGAGGUUUUACCUGCUUUGCUGUUUGUACAUCUCUAUGGCAACUGGCACUCCGAGGAUUUGACUCACUUCCUGUUUACUUCAUGGUUAGCAUGGCUGUGAUCCUUAGGCUUGAUUGGCACCCCUUUUGUAUGCUUCUUUUAUAACAGUAGUUAGAGGCAGGCUGAAUCUGCAAAGGCAGGACUUCUCAACCCUUCAGAACUUAUUUAGAAUCCUAAUUUACUUUUGAACAAUUCAAAAUAAAACCAAAACAUAUUUUAUGUCUUUGAAAAUAGGUUACAGACAACUCUGUGAAGGUAUUGAACAUUGAACGUCCCUGUAGAUUCUGCCUGGCCCUAGUCAUCAUUGACAUGUAGCCAUUAUGUCAAGGAAGUGUGAAGAAGUUGGGGUGCACCAAUACAGUGGUGAACUGCCAUUUUACCACCGAUACUGAUACAGUGGUGAACCGCCGUUUUACCACCGAUACUGAUACAUUGGUGAACCGCCAUUUUACCACCGAUACUGAUACAGUGGUGAACCGCCGUUUUACCACCGAUACUGAUACAUUGGUGAACCGCCAUUUUACCACCGAUACUGAUACAGUGGUGAACCGCCGUUUUACCACCGAUACUGAUACAUUGGUGAACCGCCAUUUUACCACCGAUACUGAUACAGUGGUGAACCGCCAUUUUACCAUGUGAUCUUUUCAUUAGUAGAACUCACUAAUGAGUCUUCCUUGAUGUUUCACCUCUUAAAGUGGCAGAAAGCUCAGCACCCAUAUUUACAACUUAUUACAACGGCACUACUAAAGUCUUUCAUGUUAAAUCAAAUAGAUCUUAGCUAAUCAAUGGUGAUUAGCUAACAGACGUCACAUUGUAUUUCAGGUUUGUAUUUCAUAUUUUAAUUGAUUCCCUUAUGUUUAUAUUAUUCAUUAAUAUAUUAGUAAUUCACUUAUUAAUUGUUGAAUACACAUUUUUGACCGAUUGACUUGGUCUCACAUCAGAACCAACUCAGAACCCACGAUAAAGAACUUUACUGAAUUUGAAAAUUGCCGUAUGACAUAUUUUGUGGCGAAGGUUAUUUCUGCUGUAAACGAGCAACAUUCACUGUAUGUCACCAUUAAAGAGGUUGUGCUGAUCUAUUCACUGCUCUUCAUGUUGAGUAUUCAUGUUAUAUUACUGUUAGUAUUCCAUGUUUGUAUUAUCAUUUAUUUCAUAUCAAUUUCACAUAAUACAGGAAUGUAACAUUGCAUUUGUCAUACUGUAGCUAUAGGUACACACACUGUAGGUCCUUUGUAAAUAUCCAUGAGAAAAACAGCUUGAUGGGUAAAAGAAAGAAUCACACAUCUGUAUCCACCAAGAAAAUGUACCUGGUGCAUCUCAUGAUUGGGACUCAAAAUGACUUCAUCAAUGUUGUCCCGAUGAACUUCAUUUGAAAUGUUAAGAGAUGGCUUGUGUCUCUCUGUCGGUAACUUUUCUGAUCAUCACUAAUUCAAAAGAAAGAGUUGAGAAUAAACAGUAUAUUGUGGAACAGGUAUACAGGAGGCCUAGUCAGCCCCUUUAUGGUGUAAAUGAAAGUGCUCAUGAAAUGUAUCAUUCUCUGCACACAUGUACGAAGCAUAUAAAAAAAGGCAUUUUCUGAGUUACCGAAUAGCCAAUUUUGUUUUUGUAUUAAGGCAAACCCGGGACUUUCUCAAGGCUGCACAGACUCAUCAUGCCUUUCACCUAACAUGCCUGCUGCUCCACCCCUCCUGGUGACAGCCCAGUAACUGGUUGCCAUUUUGAAAGGGAUACAUUUGGUCCUGUGCUUCAGUCCUUCAAAGAGAUGUCUUUUGUCCUGCCUUCAUCCUCACCCAAGUCUUGAAAAAAGAAUAUGCUGUAUGUCCACCAACAGCCUCUGUGAACUGGUCCUCUUUAAACCUCCUUCUUUCUCCAGCUUCUCAAAGCAAUCUCCACAUAGAAUUGUGACCCAUUUGUUUUUUAUGCGGUUGCUUUGUGAUAAAGUUCACCAUGACCUCUGGGUACAGUUGCCUACCAUCUACAGACACCUGACCACUGUAUAAACAUGAGGAAACAGGAGACCAGGAGUGCUGGCAGAGACACAAUACAGUGCCCUUCCUGUUGCUAUAUGCUCUUCUAAACAAAGCAAGACUAAGCGCACAGAGAGACAGUCCACUCUCAAACCUUCAACAAACCUUAAAGACUGCUGAAUCACGGAAUGUUAGAUGACGGAUUUAGAACUUCUAGUUCAGAACUUUAGCCUUGAGCUCACCGUUGUUUGUGUUUGGGUCACGAUACUGUACAAGCUCUUUCCCUUGACAGCAUUUGUCCUUUCCCUGUAUGGAUCCUAAAGGGGAAUUAGUGAACUGGCUAGAAAACAAUAAAAAGAGAAUUAUGCAUAUUUGCUGAUACACAGUGCUUUCUUAUGUCUUAUUGUUUGUUUGUGCACGAUGAUUGUAGGUGCAUACAGAUGUAAGAUAUUAAUUUGAUCACCCUGCUGCAGGAGAACUUUACUGCAAUGCAGGACAUUUUCUAUGUGGAGUGUAUUUGAGGUUUAAAAAGGCUUCUGAAGAAAUGUAGACAUUUCAGACUUGAUUUUCUCAUUAUGAAAAAUGUAUCAACCCCUACAAAAAUGUCCAUUCAUUAUAAUCCACAUAAUAAUUCACAUUUCCUGUUGCUGCAGGAUUAUUUUUCUGUUAUAGCAAUCUGGCUCAAGUUAAGUUCCUACAUCUGUAUGGAGUAGUGUGUCUUCUCAUUCCGUUUGUAAUGUUUGCAUCGUCUAGACACCACUCCUCCCCUACAAUAGCAAAGGAACUAACAAGGGGUUACAGAAAUGUAAGAGUAUCUGUGUAUUUUCACAGCUUUGAGUUCAGUUUAUUUGUGAUUCUGCAAAACUGGGAUUUUAUCCUUACAAUGAGACGCACAUAACAAUUAUAAAAUUGGAGCUUGGAUUAUUAUACUUGUUGUGGAAUUAUUUUAGUACAUUUGUAUUUCUCUGUUUACUUUUACAAGUGUAUCAAAGCAGCUUCCCAGUCUUUCUUCUACUCACGAAAUAACAUAUUUUGUAAGGUACAUCUAAUCAACAUUAAAAUGGCAUAUUUAUAUAUUCACCAUGUAUGCGUGUAUGAUGAGAUGUUGCAACUUCUGCUAGAGACACCUUCUUUAUAGUAAAGCUAUCUCUUUUUCUCUAA
Messenger RNA from Oncorhynchus mykiss (rainbow trout), 8579 nucleotides. Its product is annotated as neurofascin. The record is from RefSeq and is a predicted model, not a curated record. Gene Ontology annotation, biological process: cell-cell adhesion; brain development; axon guidance. NCBI's taxonomy places the organism in Eukaryota, Metazoa, Chordata, Actinopteri, Salmoniformes, Salmonidae. Gene Ontology annotation, molecular function: cell-cell adhesion mediator activity. Gene Ontology annotation, cellular component: plasma membrane; axon.